Messenger RNA from Rattus rattus (black rat), 790 nucleotides. It is a transcript of the gene Ccdc12, whose product is annotated as coiled-coil domain containing 12. The transcript is spliced from 7 exons. Lineage: Eukaryota; Metazoa; Chordata; Mammalia; Rodentia; Muridae. Gene Ontology annotation, cellular component: post-mRNA release spliceosomal complex; U2-type spliceosomal complex. The coding region runs from base 40 to 540 and encodes 166 amino acids. The record is from RefSeq and is a predicted model, not a curated record.
GCGAGGCAGGAGCGAAAAGGAGGGGGGGCCUCUGAAAAGAUGGCGGCUGCUCCUGCCGGUGUGGGCCGCCUCGAGGAAGAGGCGCUGCGACGGAAAGAACGACUAAAAGCUCUCCAGGAGAAAACUGGGCGCAAGGACAGGGAAGAUGGGGAACCACAGACCAAGCAGCUCAGAGAAGAGGAAGAGGAAGUUGGGAAGCACAGGGGCCUCAGGCUUCGGAACUAUGUCCCAGAGGAUGAAGACCUGAAGAGGAGGCGGGUUCCCCAGGCCAAACCAGUUGCAGUGGAAGAGAAGGUGAAGGAGCAGCUGGAGGCUGCCAAGCCAGAGCCUGUCAUAGAGGAAGUGGACCUGGCCAACCUGGCACCCCGGAAACCUGAUUGGGAUCUCAAGAGAGAUGUGGCCAAGAAGCUAGAGAAGUUAGAAAAGCGGACCCAGAGAGCCAUUGCAGAGCUGAUCCGUGAACGGCUAAAAGGGCAGGAAGACAACCUGGCCUCUGCAGUGGACGCCACCACCGGACAAGAGGCUUGUGACUCUGACUGAGAUGUCCUCUGCGUCCCACCUGUUCAGACACUCAUCCUGUGGGAGGGUAGGCUCAGCAGGGAUGGGGUUAGACUGGCCAGCACUUCUGGGUCUUGAGAGCCGAGCCAACCCACUGAGUCUCAGCCUCUGUUGGCUGUGACCAGUUCAUCUCCCAAGGGUGCCCACCCGGGGUGGGUCGAAGCUGAGAUCUGUACAUAUGUAUGUAAACGGAGCUUUUUAACUUUUAAAAAUAAACUCCAUUUAGUAGAGG